CAAUAGGGUUCAGCGGGACUUUGGGGUAGGCGGUGGACCGCGGGUGUUAACAGCUGGAGGGGCCUUCACCCCAGCUUGGUCUGUGAGCCCGGGGCAGUUGUGCUUCGGCAGGUUCCCGGGUCUGCGUUUCUGCGGGUCUGGAGACCUGACGCAGUACGCCGGCACUGCAGGUGCCGCGUCCCGAAGCGCAGCCAACGGUGGCUGUGCGCAUGCGUGCUGAAGGGACCGGGGAGGUGCGUACUCCCGAUGCUUUACCGAAGCUCUGAAUGUUCAGGUAGAGUACUACCUGCUUUUCCAGAGGUGUCUGACCAUAACUUUACUAUUAUUGAGCAUCUCUGAGCCAGGCACAGUUCCAGUGCUGGGAAAAGAACACUGAAUCAGACAAAAAUCCUGCCUUCCUGAAAUUUUUGUUUUAAUACCUGCUUUCACCCCAGUGCCACAGAAAAUGACCAAGUCACAGGGACCAGUAUCCUUCAAGGAUGUGGCGGUGGAUUUUACCCGGGAGGAAUGGCAGUGUUUGGACUCUCCCCAGAGGGACCUGUAUAGGGAUGUGAUGCUGGAGAACUACAUCAACCUCAUCUCUGUGGGAUGUCAAACCACGAAGCCUGCUGUAAUCCACAAGUUGGAACAAGGAGAAGAGCCAUGGAUAACAGAGAAAGAAACCUCAAGGUGGAGCAAUCCAGUAGAAGUCGGGCAAGUACAUGGCCACAUGGACAGGCACCAGGAGUGCCAAGAAACACUUUCAAGGCACAUUAAUGUCAUUGAUCAGGGAAUGGUGACCAAGAAAAAGGGCCACAAGCGUAAUGCACUUGAAAAUACACUUCAUCUGAGUACAGACUGUGUUUCUUCUAAACAAAGAUUAAAAAAAGGUGACUCUUGUGGUAAAAAGUCAAACUAUUCAUUUAGUGGCAAUGAAAAAUGUGCAAAAAAGAAUGGAUGUAGCAAUGGAAAAUGUACAAAAAAGAAUGGAUGCAACAAAUGUGGGAAAGCCUUCUUCCAGAAGUCAGACCUCAUUGUGCAUAACAGAAUUCACACAGGAGAAAAGCCCUUUGUAUGUACUGAAUGUGGGAAAGGCUUCAGCAAGAACUCAAAUCUCAUUAUACAUCUGAGAGUCCAUACUCAAGAGAAACCCUAUGAGUGCAUUGAAUGUAGAAAAGCUUUCUCCCAUAAGUCACACCUCAUUGAACAUCAGAGAAUUCACACUGGAGAGAAGCCUUAUGAAUGUAAUGAAUGUGGAAAAGCCUUUUUCCAGAAAUCACACCUCAACGUUCAUCAGAGAACUCACACCGGAGAAAAACCCUAUGCUUGUGAUGAAUGUGGGAGAGCCUUCCGUGUGAGGUCACACCUCUUUGUACACCGAAGAAUACACACAGGAGAGAAGCCUUAUGUAUGCACUAAGUGUGAGAGAGCUUUCAGUGAAAUAUCAUGCCUUAUUAGACACCAGAAAAUCCAUACUGGGGAGAAACCUUAUGAAUGUAGUGAGUGUAAAAAAGCCUUUUCUGAGAAGUCUGACCUCAUUAUACAUCACAGAACUCACACAGGGGAAAAACCCUAUGAAUGCAAUCACUGUGGAAAAACCUUCAGACAUAGCUCAGGCCUCUGUCGGCAUAAGAGGAUUCAUAAAGGAAAAGUUCCCUGAAAGAGAAAUUAAUGUGGGCAUACCUUCAACUAGAAUUUAUAGUUACAGAAAGCCUUCAGUAGAAAUCAAAUUUCGUUAUGUAUUGAGAAAUCUUACUAAGUCUACAAAUUUAUUUACAAAAGUAUGUAGCUAUGUCCUAUGGAAAUCAUAUUCCAGGUAUGAUUCCAAAGUAUUUCUAGACGACAUUACAAAAAGUAUACCUGCUUACUAGAGGAUAAGGGUUCACUGUGGACCACAAAGGCUUUUAAAAUACAAAUAAGCGGAAUAGUCAGAACAAAAAAAAGAAAACCAUCUACGGAUAAUCAACAAGGUAUGAAAACAUUACUAUAAGUGCUACUAUUUACUACUCUAAGCCCUGGCUGCACUACAUUAUGCUAUCUGCCACAUAACAGAAGACAUAUACAUGUUGGAAUUGCAUAUGUAAAUCUACAAUAAUUGUGAAUAUAAAAUAAGUAUGUAUAGAAUGCCAUCUACCAAGAUUUUCCACAUUAAAUAAUGCUAUUUUCUUCUAUCUUAAGACAAUAUGAAUUAUAAGCAAAAUUAUAGUGUUCAAUAAGAAUUCCAAAGUGUAACAUAAAUUCUUUUCCUUUCGCUUGCUGGUAUAUACAAAAGACUCCUGCUGCUUCUUGAUCAGUGAUGAGGUAUGUUAAGUCUCAUUUACAUAAAGUAUGUAAAUAUGAGAUAGAUGUCACAUGAGACUAAAUAA
This is a messenger RNA of Nycticebus coucang (slow loris), 2345 nucleotides long. RefSeq names its product zinc finger protein 630-like. Gene Ontology annotation, molecular function: DNA-binding transcription factor activity, RNA polymerase II-specific; RNA polymerase II cis-regulatory region sequence-specific DNA binding. Lineage: Eukaryota; Metazoa; Chordata; Mammalia; Primates; Lorisidae. The coding region runs from base 446 to 1639 and encodes 397 amino acids. Gene Ontology annotation, biological process: regulation of transcription by RNA polymerase II. The record is from RefSeq and is a predicted model, not a curated record. Gene Ontology annotation, cellular component: nucleus. The transcript has 6 exons.